CAGAAACACUCUCUCACAGUUUAACACUGUCCUGUUAGUUCACUAUCUCUCUGUCUCUGAAGUGUUCACAUAUAGAGAUCUGACAAUGCUUCACAUGUGUGUGUUGUUCUGCGUGUGUCGUCUGGCCGGAGUGUUUGCUGGUCCAGAUUCAGUGAAAUCAGUGUCAGUGACGGAGGGAGAUUCAAUCUCUCUAAACUCUGGUCUCAUUGAAAUGAUGGAUGAUGCUUUGAUUUACUGGACGUUUGGAGAUGAAAACACUUUAAUAGUUCAAAUUAAUGUACUGGCCGACAGAAUGACUGUAUAUGAUGAUGUUCUUGAUGGGAGAUUCAGAGACAGACUGAAACUGGACAACCAAACUGGAUCUCUGACCAUCACACACACCACAACUGAACACACUGGAGUUUAUAGACUAGAGGUCGAAGAUGGUGUGGGCAAGAGUUUCAGUCUCAUUGUCUACGCUCGUCUGCCUGUUCCUGUCAUCAGUAACUCUUCACACUGUUCAUCAUCAUCUUCAAAUUGUUCAGUGGUGUGUUCAUCAUCAGUGUUGAGUGUGUGUGAUGCGACUCUGUCCUGGUACGCAGGAAUGAGUGUAUUGUCCAGCAUCAGUGUGUGUGAUCUCAGCAUCAGUCUCUCUCUACCUCUGGAGGUGGAAUAUCAGGAUAAAAACACCUACAGCUGUGUGCUGAACAAUCCCAUCAGCAACCAGACCACACAUCUGGACAUCAACACACACUGUCACACGUGUGCAGACUCCACUGUUGUCCACUGUUGUGGUUCUACUGAAGCUGUGAUCCGAUUGGUCCUCUCUGCUCUGGUGGGCGUGGCUACUGUAAUUGUUCUACUUUAUGACAUCAGAUGCUGACAACUUUGUUUUCCAUUAGGGAUGUCAACAAUUAGGCGAAUCGACGACAGGGCGGACUUUGAUCCCAUACGGACUGGCCAUCUGUGUGAUCUGGAGAAUAACAGAACGGCCGGUAGUAGCCUACUCCAGGGUAGGGUAGCACCAGCCGUUCGUAAGCUCUUUCUUAAAUUAACGUAAAGUCCACACUAGAGGCUUAGUAACUACUAGCUAGUUUGUAACUAACUCUGUACUUUAUUCCGUUGCACCAUUUGUUCGUAAGGUAGAACGUAGCUAUAGACCUUAUUCGCAAACACCGGAAGUAGCUAACCGCGGCCAUAUUGUUGACAUAACAUCUGCUGCCCCUAGCCGGCGUAGCCGCGCGCAGAUUUGAGUUGAGGGGAGCAGUUGCCUACAUCUCGUCGGUAUCAAGAGAAGAUAAGCUUGAUUGGUGUGUGGAGUGGACCCAUAUCAAAAUCAAAUAAUAGCAUUAAGUAAAGAUUCGUCCUUAUUGCCAGCCGUAACCUAUCCGGAUAUUUAUAACUAUCUCUUUCAUACAGUAUCCGUAUAACGUACAAACUACCAUUUACCUCAACAAGGCAAUAAUGAACGAGACUCGUCUUAUUCUUGGAGGUGGAAAAACAAGUGCUUUGU
Pimephales promelas (fathead minnow) is the source of this 1492-nucleotide messenger RNA. The record is from RefSeq and is a predicted model, not a curated record. Lineage: Eukaryota; Metazoa; Chordata; Actinopteri; Cypriniformes; Leuciscidae.